This is a messenger RNA of Phaeodactylum tricornutum CCAP 1055/1, 1314 nucleotides long. RefSeq lists its product with no specific name. Gene Ontology annotation, cellular component: nucleus. The transcript is spliced from 3 exons. The record is from RefSeq and is a predicted model, not a curated record. Gene Ontology annotation, biological process: peptidyl-arginine methylation. NCBI's taxonomy places the organism in Eukaryota, Bacillariophyta, Bacillariophyceae, Surirellales, Neidiaceae. Gene Ontology annotation, molecular function: protein-arginine N-methyltransferase activity. Bases 79 to 1311 code for a protein of 410 amino acids.
CAUGCCUUGCAUACUCCUCGGUUUGCCUUGACUGUGAAAACACCCAUCUCGAGAAGCCCCUUUUUCCGCAUCACCAACAUGUCGUCGUCCGCUCCGGAAACACCGUUCUUCGUCAACGCCACUGCCGCAGGCGAGAUUCCGUCCUACAACGGAGACGAAAAGGCCAAGGCGACGGAUUUCGCCAACUACUUUUGUUCGUACGCCCAGCUCUACCACCAGAAACAAAUGUUGGCGGAUCACAAUCGAAUGGCGGCGUACCACAGUGCCAUUCUCGGCAAUCAGGACGUCUUCCGGGACAAGGUCGUCAUGGACAUUGGCACCGGCUCCGGCAUUUUGGCCGUCUGGGCCGCCCAGGCCGGAGCGCGCAAGGUCUACGCCAUCGAAUACACGGACAUGGCCAAACACGCCGAGCGAGUCAUGAAAGCCAACGGUGUGGAUCAUAUUGUGACGGUUAUUCAAUCGUCCGUGGAAGACGUCGUUCUCCCCCGCUGCGUGGACAUUAUCGUGUCCGAAUGGAUGGGCUACAUGUUGUUGCGAGAGUCCAUGUUGGAUUCGGUCAUUCGGGCUCGUGACAAGUUUCUCAAGAAAAACACGGGAUUGAUGUUUCCCUCGCACACGACCAUGUUUGUGGCACCCGUCAACGACGAAGACGAACGCAAGGCUGCCGCCAACGACUACGGGAGCUCCAUGUCGGAUUGGGCCGAGUUUGCGCAGACCACGAACCAAGUAUACGGCGUCAAUAUGGAUUGUCUCGAAAAGGAAUUUGACCGCGAGCAAAAAGAGUACCACAUGCUCAGCUCACGGUGGACCGAACUACCCCCUGAGGCGGUUUUGGCGGAACCUGCCAUGAUCAAACAACUCGACAUGACCACCUGUACGUUGCAAGAUUCUCGUGGGAUCGACAAGGACGCCGAGCAUUCCGCCUUCGACUUUGAGAUCGACGGUGACGAGAUCAACAAUCCAAUCAGUGGAAUCGCUGGUUGGUUUACGGCUGAUUUUCGCAGUCGCACCGAUGCCGGAGGAAGAGACGCCCCAAAACUGUCGCACCCAGCCUUUUUAUCGACGGGCCCCGAAAAUGGAUACACACACUGGGGGCAACAAACGUUCUACUUUCUCAGCAGCAUUCCUAUUUUGAAAGGAGAGAUAACGCGCCUUACAGGGGCACUCGAGAUGAUGAGAACGAAAGAAAAUUCUCGUCUCUACAAUUGCCGUCUAACGUACAGUACUUCUCGCAGAAGAAACGACGAACCGCAAGACGGAUCCGUAUUGAUGAAGAGUGGAAAAAUCGAACAAGUUUAUCAGAUUCCGUAGUAA